GCUGCCCUCGCCAUGUCGGUGGCCGGGCUGAAGAAGCAGUUCCACAAGGCGACGCAGAAAGUGAGUGAGAAAGUAGGAGGUGCAGAAGGAACCAAGCUAGAUGAUGACUUCAAAGAAAUGGAAAGGAAAGUGGACGUUACCAGCAGAGCAGUUAUGGAAAUAAUGGCCAAGACUAUAGAAUAUCUUCAGCCCAAUCCAGCUUCCAGAGCUAAACUCAGCAUGAUCAACACUAUGUCAAAAAUUCGAGGACAGGAAAAGGGACCAGGUUAUCCUCAGGCUGAAGCCUUGCUGGCAGACGCGAUGCUGAAAUUUGGUCGAGAACUUGGAGAAGAAUGCAACUUUGGACCGGCACUUGCUGAUGUGGGAGAAGCUAUGAAGGAGCUUUCUGAGGUCAAAGACUCCUUAGACAUGGAAGUGAAACAAAACUUCAUUGACCCACUGCAGAAUCUGCAUGACAAAGAUCUGAGAGAAAUACAGCAUCACCUAAAGAAAAUGGAGGGUCGACGCCUGGAUUUUGAUUACAAAAAGAAAAGGCAGGGCAAACUCCCUGAUGAAGAACUUCGCCAAGCUCUGGAGAAAUUUGAUGAAUCCAAAGAGAUUGCUGAGUCAAGCAUGUUCAACCUUCUGGAGAUGGAUAUUGAACAAGUGAGCCAGCUUUCUGCUCUUGUACAAGCUCAACUGGAGUACCACAAGCAGGCCACGCAGAUCCUACAGCGAGUUACUUCUAAGCUGGAAGAGAGAAUAAAAGAGGCAUCAUCUCAGCCCAGGAGAGAAUACCAGCCCAAACCUCGUAUGAGCCUGGAUUUUACUACUGGUGAAAAUACUCAGCACAAUGGAGGGAUAUCCCAUGCCACAACACCCAAACCAUCAGGUGCUCAUAUGGAUCAGCCAUGCUGCCGAGCUCUUUAUGACUUUGAACCAGAAAAUGAAGGGGAGCUGGGAUUUAAAGAGGGUGAUAUCAUUACCCUCACUAACCAGAUUGAUGAAAAUUGGUAUGAAGGCAUGCUUAAUGGCCAGUCAGGUUUCUUCCCUAUCAAUUAUGUCGAUAUUCUAGUUCCUUUGCCCAAUUAGGAUGGCUGAUUCACCUUGUCUUUGAUCCAAAUAGUUGUGUUGGUACCACUGCUUUCAGAAUGCUGCUUCUUAACACUUCACAAGUGCGAAUUGCAGUGGUUAGAGUCAUCAAGUCCCACUGAGCAUCUUUGGUUUACGUGUUGUCAUACUACGUAGUGGUGAUGCGUGGUAUCUUCUGAGCCACCACAAGGUGGGUUAGCUCACGUGGCCACACCAGCCUGGUCGUAGCCAGAGCCAUUGCUGAUGUGAAACUGGAAAGAUGAUGGCAAACAGAACUUGGUGAUGUAGUAGAAAGUGAUGGCGAUAUUGGGAAGAUAAUGCCUAUCACCACUGUAUUACUUUUCAGUCUUAGUUCUCUGUAAAAAGAGGGAAAAGUUCUUGCCAUUCUUCUUGACGAUACAGUUCACACAGGUCUAGUAUUGCCUAAACAGCAUUAUGUCUUUUGGCCAAA
Tinamus guttatus (white-throated tinamou) is the source of this 1522-nucleotide messenger RNA. RefSeq names its product SH3 domain containing GRB2 like 2, endophilin A1 (gene SH3GL2). NCBI's taxonomy places the organism in Eukaryota, Metazoa, Chordata, Aves, Tinamiformes, Tinamidae. Gene Ontology annotation, biological process: synaptic vesicle uncoating. The record is from RefSeq and is a predicted model, not a curated record. Gene Ontology annotation, cellular component: glutamatergic synapse; presynapse; cytoplasm. Gene Ontology annotation, molecular function: protein binding.